AAGUCGUCGUCAAAAUAGGAAGAUAUCGGUAUAUUAGACAUACGUGAUGACGAAACCCAUAUAGACAACACAAAAAAUAAUUUUUUCAACUAAAAUUAAAUACAAAUUUAAAUAUCCGUAAAUUAAAACAAAUAAUUAGGUUAAAAAAUCAAUUUUUUUUCAUUAUGAUGACUAAAAUAUAAUUGAAUGAAAAAAGUAAUAAGUGAUUAUUGAAAUUCUCCUUUUUUUGAUUCUUAACAUUUAUUAUGAACAUUAAAAAAAUGAAUUAUGUACCUAUUUAAAAAAACUAUUUUAAUAAGAAACAACAAAUACGCUCUAUACUGCAAUAUUUCCCAAAGGGUGGGCCGUGACAACUUGAACAAUUUUCUUUUAAAAUACAAUUGUAAAAUAACCAUACGAUUUUCAUAAAAACAAUUUUUGGAAAUAUUAAAUAUUAAACAUAAAAUAUAAUGGAAUAAAACAAGUUUGAGUACAAAUAAAAUAAUAUUGACUUAUUAGCAUAUCUAAAAAUUUUAAUGUAAAACGUGUGCUUGAUGCUGUUUGAACAAUAAUUGAAUUCGAGGAAGGAUCGACGAUAAACACACUCGAAUAACUUGAUAAAAGCCGUUCACGUGUCUUACUUUUGAUAUUAGAGCGGAAAAUCCAAGUAUGCUGUGGUAUGUUGUAGAAAAUGGUAAUAGCGUAUUUAUGGCUAUUUAUUUGUAAUUAUUUAUGUAAUUUAUAUAUUGAACGAGGACCUUGCUAAAGUACAAACUUUCUUUAAAUCCUGGCAUCUCACUCUUAACCCGGGUAAGUCAGCCUCCAUUGUUUUCCACCUUAGCAAUAGAGAAGCGAACAGGAAAUUAAACCUGGUAGUGGAUGGCAAUCCUUUACCAACCGAAAACGCACCAUAGUAUCUAGGCAUUAAGCUUGACAGAUCGUUAACAUUUAAACAGCAUCUAGAAGGGGUUAAAGACAAGUUGAAAACACGAAAUAAUAUCAACAGCAAACUAGCUGGAACAAGUUGGGGAUGUAGGGCAAACGUCUUACGAAUUUCAUCCUUGGCAUUAAUUUACAGCGUUGCAGAAUACUGCGCCCCAGUAUGGGCUAGGAGUACGCACACUAAAACUGUCGACACACAACUAAAUCGUACAAUGAGAAUUAUAUCAGAAUGUGUCAAAUCAACUAAGUUAGAAUGGCUACCAGUGCUCUCACACAUAGCUCCCCCAGAAGUGCGUAGACACUCAGCAGAGCUAAAAAUGAUUGAGAAAUACAAAACUCUCCAAGCCUUCCAAUAUAUGAUGACUUGUAUAACGCACCAAACAAAAGACUGAAAUCUAGAAAUCCUAUAUGGACGUUAAAAAGGAGUACAAUCACAGAAGGGGACUUAUGGAAGUUACAUCGGAAGGACGGAUUAUGGAAGUUACAUCGGAAGGACGGAGUAGUACUAAAUAACCACCUCAUAAGUGAUCCAACACAACUAGUUCCAGGUUACGUUUUCCCCCGUGCAGCAUGGACUGCCUUAAACCGCAUAAGAACUGGACAGGGAAGAUGCAAUUAUUUGAUGCACAAAUGGGGUAUGGUGGACUCUCCACUCGGUAACUGUGGCCAAAUCCAAACUAUUGGCACAUUGUUGAGGAAUGCUCGGAAACAAAGUUCAGUGGAGGAACAUCAGGUCUUUACAAUGGAGACAAGGAAGCCCUAGAUUGGCUAUGCAAUCUUGCCACACGCUUAUAGCAUUUAAUAGUUAUUACUUGUAGCUUGCUUAUUUAUUUAUUAGUUAGACUAUUU
Molecule: messenger RNA, 1770 nt
Organism: Cinara cedri
Lineage: Eukaryota; Metazoa; Arthropoda; Insecta; Hemiptera; Aphididae
Source: the annotation of a GenBank genome assembly